AGCGGACUGAUAGGAAAACAAGAGUACACUGUGGUCGCUGUGUUUAAAACGGUUCAUUGGUGACCGAAAAAAACGACUUUGUAUUCACAAAAAAAGGUAUAUUCUGAUGCAAACUCACUGAAACUGCACAUACAGGCCAAGGCUAAUUCAACAGUGCACUGCAUAGGCUACACAGUCGUGUGCAGUAGGCCGAGAAGUCUUGAAAUGGAGACCUGUCUCUUUAAGGUUUUGGCAGCUGUUUUCUACUCUGUCUGGAUGAUGUGGAAAUCCAAUCCCGGUGUGGUUUGUUUUUUUUCCUCGCAGGAGCAGCAUUGAAAGUUUGAGUGGAGCGGGUUUGAAUGAGACGGCUGAACAGCCCCAGAGCGAAAGCGAGCGAGAGAGGCAGAGAGAUACGUAUAUACUGGGAACCGUGUAAACAGAGCUCGUUAACCUGGGAAUUAGCUUCUCAAAACGGAGGGAGUCGUCAGCAUAAAUCCUGCAACAAGGGAAAAUAACAACAGCAGCAGCAACAAAACUAAGAAACGAAAAAAAAACAGGCAUUCUGUGAAGAGAAACUUGGAUAAUUAGCACGGCUGGCUAUCUUUCUCUAAUGUAGUAUUAUUUCUGACCUGUUCGUUUAUAAGCACCGCUUUCCUAGCUCAAGUCAUGUCCCUGGAGUUUAGGACCUGGCUUUUUGGGAUUGUUAUAAUUCUGGUCAUUUUUCUCAUUUUAGUGGAUAUUUCCAAAGUUGAGGAGGAGAUUGGGAUUCCUGAAGGCAGAGACUCUAGGGAAGGAGUGGUGAGCAGCUUACAAAGCAAAUCCAGCAGAGAUGCUGCGGCUGACAGAGAGUCCACUUCCAGGACUGGAGUGAGCGACAGUAACAGCAGCAUUGUGCCCGCUGCUCCAGAAUGGAGGUUCAACAAAGAUCUUUCAAUCAGCAUCAGAAAGAAUAUACUGAAGUUCCUGGACGCUGAAAGGGACAUCUCGGUGUUAAAGGGGAAUGUACAGCCCGGUGAUAUUAUCCAUUACGUAUUUGACAGAGAGCGCACCAUGAACAUCUCUGAGAACUUGUACCGGCUCCUCCCCAGCUCCCCCCCUCUGAAGAAGCAGCACUUCAAACGCUGCGCCAUCGUGGGGAACUCGGGGAUCCUGCUCAACAGCGGCUGUGGAGCAGAGAUCGACUUGCAUGAUUUUGUCAUCAGGUGCAAUCUGGCUCCGGUGGAGGAGUACUCCAGGGACGUGGGGCUCCGGACUGGGCUGGUGACGAUGAACCCCUCGGUGGUGCAGCGAGCCUUCGAGGACCUGGUCAGCGAGGCGUGGAGAGAGAAGCUCCUGCAGCGGCUGCGAGGGCUGAGCGGGAGUGUCCUCUGGAUCCCCGCCUUCAUGUCCAAGGGAGGGGAGGAUCGGGUGGAGUGUGUCAAUGACCUGAUCCUCAAACACCACCUCGACGUGCGGACUGCCUUCCCCUCCCUGAGGCUGCUGCACGCAGUGCGAGGGUACUGGCUGACAAACAAGGUUCUGAUAAAACGCCCGACGACCGGUCUGCUGAUGUACACGCUGGCCACUCGCUUCUGUGACGAGAUCCACCUGUACGGCUUCUGGCCGUUUCCCCAGGACCAGGACGGAAACCCCGUGAAGUACCACUACUACGACAGCCUGACUUACGAAUACACCUCCCAGUCCAGCCCCCAUACCAUGCCCCUGGAGUUCAAGACCCUGAGCAGCCUCUACCAGCAGGGGGCACUCAAACUCCACAUCGGGGAAUGCGAUGCAAGGCUGUGAAUAUAAGAACGAGAACGAAGGCAGACCUGCACUGGGAUCGGCGCGGAUUAAGGGCACAGCAUUGUGUGUGUGUACAGGAGGUUAAUCCGCUGUGUAGACGAAGUGAAGGGAGGUAUUGGUAGUUAGUGCACUGACUGUGUUUAUCUGCAUCGGUAGAAAUGAUAAAGUGGAUCUGCUGGUUAAAUUGGAAUUGCUGCGCUGCUGUUUAGAGUUAUACUGAUACCAGCUAUAGGUAUCCUUCAGGAAGGAGAGGGCUGCGGGUGAAGGAGCUGAUUUGGUUGGUUCCAGUCUGUUAGAUUUAUGGGGGGGGCAGGGAUAAAUUGAUCAUACAUAGCGUGUAAUAGGGGUCUGCCUCCUACACCCCCCAAUUUCCAGGUGUGUUCCUGAAAAUUCUGAUUUGAUUUUCACUUUAACCAGGAGAACAUUUGGCCUGUAUUUUAUUAAAAGACUUUUAAUAAUAUUACUUGAAUGAAGCUGCACCAUUGUGCCACCAGGUGGCACAUUUCACCAAAACGCAAACCUUGCAGAGGUCAGUGUGCUUGGUGUUCCGGAGUCCCUGACAGGUCACGGUGUCGAGGACCAACGUUGUCUGCUGUUUUUCAGUUUGUUAUUGUUCUCUUAUUUAAUUCUGUAUUAGCUCUAUGUUGGCAGUGGGUUCACUGUAGAUUAAAUACAGUAGAAUCAGCAGGCAAACAAGCUCACAGGAAUCGUCUGGACUGCAGUGUCAUCAGCACAGGGCAAACAAGCUCACAGGAAUCGUCUGGACUGCAGUGUAAUCAGCACAGGGCCAACAAGCACACAGGAAUCGCCUGGACUGCAGUGUAAUCAGCACAGGGCAAACAAGCACACAGGAAUCGUCUGGACUGCAGUGUAAUCAGCAGGCAAACAAGCACACAGGAAUCGCCUGGACUGCAGUGUAAUCAGCACAGGGCAAACAAGCACACAGGAAUCGCCUGGACUGCAGUGUAAUAAGCACAGGGCAAACAAGCACACAGGAAUUGUCUGGACUGCAAUGUAAUCAGCACAGGGCCAACAAGCUCACAGGAAUCGUCUGGACUGCAGUGUAAUAAGCACAGGGCAAACAAGCACACAGGAAUUGUCUGGACUGCAGUGUAAUCAGCACAGGGCCAACAAGCUCCCAGGAAUCGUCUGGACUGCAGUGUAAUAAGCACAGGGCAAACAAGCACACAGGAAUUGUCUGGACUGCAAUGUAAUCAGCACAGGGCAAACAAGCACACAGGAAUCGCCUGGACUGCAAUGGCUGAAGAGGUAAGCCAAACUGAUUGGCUUGAACCUGCAUAUCAUUAUUGUUAAGGUUGUUAUUAAAUUAAAAUGGUUAAUUCAUGGGGGGAAUAAACAUGUCCUUUUAA
Acipenser ruthenus (sterlet) is the source of this 3131-nucleotide messenger RNA. RefSeq names its product alpha-2,8-sialyltransferase 8B-like. Gene Ontology annotation, biological process: oligosaccharide metabolic process; N-glycan processing. The record is from RefSeq and is a predicted model, not a curated record. Gene Ontology annotation, molecular function: alpha-N-acetylneuraminate alpha-2,8-sialyltransferase activity. The transcript is spliced from 6 exons. The coding region runs from base 646 to 1761 and encodes 371 amino acids. NCBI's taxonomy places the organism in Eukaryota, Metazoa, Chordata, Actinopteri, Acipenseriformes, Acipenseridae.